CUUGAUGAUAACAUGUUACCUUAAACUUUGUUGUUUUCAUCGUUCAUUGUUAACCGUCAAGUGAUUUAAUUGUAAAGUUCAACAAUUUCAAGUCGAUUUGUGAUUUAUUUUCACCACUAUUUAAGUUUCUGUUGAUUGUCAGUGGAUAUAUUUAUACAAUUAAUAAUAAUCUUCCCCGAUGGAAUCAACUGGAUCAUAUUUAAUUCAAUUACAUUUGUUAAUUGUCAUAUUUUCACUUGUAAUCAUCUUACCAAAUAAGAUUGAUUCAACAACGACAAUAUCAUCAUUAUCAUCAUCAUCAACAACAACAACAACACCAUCAACAAUUAGUAAUGAUACCAAAACAUCAGAAAGGAUUUCAUAUGCUCGUUUACUUUCAACUGGUCCUCCUUUGAGUUGCACUUAUCAGGGAAAAAAAUAUCCUCAUGGAGAACAGGUUAUCACAAGUGAACCCUGUCUUAAUUGUACCUGUAAACGUGGGGUACUCCUUUGUUUCCUAAGAGUGUGUCCAUCAUUGAUACACCUUCAUGUCGAUGAAAAUUGUGAGACAAUCAGGGAACCUGGUCAAUGUUGUCCAACAGUAAGAUGUACAAGUCGAUCUGCCCCAUUGACCACCGAUCCAACAGGCUCCUCAUGGUCAGAAGAACGAGAAGAGCCAAGUGGUACUGGUGGUGUUUUCGGCGGUUUUCCUGGUGCUUUUGGUAUGGGUGGAGGUGGAAAUGGUGGUGAUCAUGAUUCACAAACAACACCUUAUUCAACACCACAGGAAGUUGCCAAUUCCCUAACCUCAGAAUCAAAUGAUUCUGAUUCAUCUCUCCGUAAGAAAUUGGUUGGUAAAGGUAAUAGUAACAAUAAUCGUAUUGUUGUUACCCAUAGAGACGAAGUUACUGUUUUCCAAACUAAUCCAACGACAGUUUUUCACGAUUCACCGAAAUUGGUUACAUCAUCUCCUGGACAUUAUUCGUAUUCCAAAGACGAUAUUGACAAUUUUCCAACCAUUUUGAACAGAAUUAAUCGAGAUUGUUACCUAAAUUCAACCCUGUACGCUGAAGGAUCCGCAGUCAUGUCAUCAUCUUAUUGUGAAUAUUGUUACUGUAUAAGAGGUAAAAAAAUGUGCAUUCGCCCUCGGUGUCACUUGGCUAUUCUUGGGUGUAUACCAAGGUACACAAGUGAAUACGCUUGUUGUCCAACAAGUUACGUUUGUGGUAACUCACCUAAUCCAAGCAUUUCUCUGGAUGAAAGGACUUUGUCACCAUCGUUAUUAUCAGCAGGAGGUGGAGGAUUUACACCACCGAUUAAAUUGUUGACCAUGACACCUUCAACUACCACUACUACUUCAACAACUACAGUCCGAACAACAACAACAACCUCAACAACAACAACUACACCAAGAGCACCAUUUUCAAUGGUUACAUCAACAAGUCGACCAUUAAUGUCCAGUACAUCAACAUCUGAUUAUGCUUUCUCUCGUAAAGUUUGUCGGGUUAAUGGAAUAAUUUAUCAACUAGGAGAUCAUGUUCCAAGUGAUAUCACUUGUCAGAAUUGUUAUUGUUCCUAUGGAGGUGUUAAGAGGUGUAAGAAAAUUCAUUGUUCCCCUGUAAUGGAAGGUUGUACUCCAAUUAUCCCUGAGGGUCAUUGUUGUCCCACUGAAUAUAAAUGCCAAGGAGGUACUAAGGCUCGGGUGGAUACUUCACUUGAAAAAGAGAUUCCAAUUGCUGAUGAACCGAUGACCACUGAAUUACCUUCCGUUAAUUCAACAUCUCAAGCUUGGUUGACCACUUCUUCUGAUAUUGAUAUAUCAACUGAACAAAAUGAUUCUGAUUUAAUUGAAUCAACAAGUGUUGUUAGUGCUGUAUUAAAAUCUGCUGAUCUGGUUAAAGAUUUACAUUUAUCUGGAGCUGAUGGACGAAAAUCUUUUGAUUCAAUCGACCGACCCGUUGAAUUUGGCAAAGCUAUUGAAAAGCACAAUUCUAUCCCAUCUUAUUCAUCUUCAUCACUCUCACCGGUCUCAUCUAAUGAACGUAUCGAUUUAACUACACAAUCAGGAAAAAGUGGUUCGGUAAACAGCGUUAUUGAAGCUCGAAGUGAAAUUGAUGAUAAUCCAACAGAAUUAUCUGAUGAAAUUGAUAAUAUUGCUACAACCAUUGCAAGUUCAUCAUCAACGACCUCAACUCCAUCCUCUGUUUCAUCCCAAUCACCAUCUUCAACGGUAAACAUAACAACAACAACAACAACGACAACUUUAGCACCCACUUCCACUUCCAGUUCCACCACAACACCGACACCAACAACUUCAUCUACCACAAUUAAACCAACAUCACCACCGAUUACUACAACUAAAAAACCAAAUAAUUCCUGGUUUAGACUUGACGGACAAGGUGAACAAGAUGGUGUUGGACUUUUACUUGGUGGAAUCAUCGAAGCAUUAGAAAGAAGAAUUCAAAGCUCGCUACCAGCCGAAUCUCGACUACCUUUGGACAAAAAAGAAACUGUUCUUAACGAUUUCAAUAAAGUAAAAAAACCCGCAGAUGAAUUGUUUAGCUUGACCGAAAAAAAUCAACCUUCCAAUCAAUCACCUGAUUUCUAUGGCUUGACCAAUGCAAAUGAUGAUAUCGGUAGUUUAACUUUAAACAAAAGUGAACCUCAAACAUUAAAUGAAACUCUUAACUCUGACAAACCCGUUGUUGGUACUAUGAUUGUCAAACCGGAAGCUGAUGAACAUUUAAAACAUAGUGGAUCUGCUUUAGACCCUUCUAAUGUUGAGAUAAUUACGGCAGCAACUCCUUUCCUUCAUGAUAUUGGUCAACCCGAUUCAAUAUUGGUCAAUUUGAGUUCAUCUUCGUUUAAAGUUGUAACUGGUGACGUUAAAGAAAUUGACAAAAAGAAUCUCAAUUCAACUUCGAAACCUAUUACAAAUGUGAUCUUUGGUACUGUAACAUCAGUCAACUUGACCAAUCAAACCGAUUUUGAUUCUAUUAAACCUUUAAUGAUGUACAAUUUUGGUCAUGAUGAAUGGAAAGUAAUUAACCAUAAUCAUCGUCCUACUUAUAAAAAUGAUCCCAAUUCCCAGGAUCAUUUUGGUAACAAAUAUCGAUCUGACGAUACCGGAGCCGCCGAAGAUUUUGAUAUAACAUCUAAUUCAACCGAUAAUUUGGACAAAAAAUCACGUUCAGAGACAGAUUCUGAACUAUCUCCCGGCAUCUCAUCUCUCCAUCCCGGACCAGGUUAUCUAAAUAAUCACAAUUACAUGUCUUUCGGUCCUGGUGACGUUUCUACUAAUUUUCCGCACUCUCACAAUAAACCGAAUUCUAGUUUCUCGAUUCGAUUGCCAACAAAUCGAAAACCAACAAAUCAACAUAAACAAAUACCAGUUUGUCGUGUAAAUGAUCAAGAGUAUACCAAUGGAGCGAUAAUACCUCAGAAAAAUCUCUGUGUGACCUGUCGAUGUUUCUAUGGACGCGAAUUAUGUCACCAACAACGAUGUUCACCCCACCCUCCUCACUGCAAAUUAGAAUACGUUGCCGGAUUUUGUUGUCCAAGAUACAUUUGCAUUAAUCCUAAUGAAACAAGCCUCAUAAAUCCAGCCAUUGCCAUGAAUCCUGGUUUUCAGCCUUUCCAAAAACCUAAUUCAUCUCAACAACCUCAACAACCUCAUCAACCUCAUCAAAUGCUUCCAGUUCAACCACCCAAAUUAGGUUACAUACCAUUGAGUGGAUUACCAAUUCCUGCUGAAUCUGAAAUUCACAAAGAAACUGUUGUACCUCCACCAAUGAACAUUUUCUCAACUAAUCAACGUCCAAAUCUCCAGCCCAAAGAGAAACUGAAUACAACUGGUUUACCAUUGAUUCCACCAACCGAUUUACCUUUAUCAAAUAGUCGACCUGGACCACAAUCACCACCUCAGCAACAAUUAGUAACAAAUCAAGCUACACCAAAUGGCAAUGGAAGCAGGAAUCGAAUCCAUUUUCCUAUCGGAAAACCAGAACCAGCUGAUAUGAUAAACAAUAAAAAUAUCACUGCUGAGUCAAUUUCCCAAGGAAACCCAAUGUUACCGAGUCGUUUACCAAAUUUACUGCCUCAUAUUUUCAAACAAUCAACUCUCCUCAACAAUAAUGGUCAACAACCAAUUGUCAACGUUAAUCGUCAACCGUCAAUGGGUCCUAAAAAACCCUCUUGGCCAUCAAUAGGUCCACAAAUCCGACCGACCAACCCACAGAAUAAGCCGAUCAUUGAUAACAAUAGAUUCCCAACAGCUCGACCCGAACUCCCGAUUUCAAGUACAUCAUUUGAUUCCCUGAGGAUAACAAAGACUACAACGGAAAAGGAUAUUCAACCUCCAUCAUCAACAUUUAACAUUCCUUCAUCAACAUCAACAUUAGAGCCAUUACCAUCAUCAUCAUCAUCAUCACAGCCGACAAUUAUGUCUACAACAAUUAAACCUGAAAUCUCAUUAACAAGUGAUAAACCACCAACCAUUGAAGUUGCUUCUCCUAAUAUAAUUGAUCCAUUCUUGGCAAAUGUUUUAGCUCAAACCGGAUCGAAACAAGAAUCUAAUUCAAAAGAAUCAAUUAAACCUGAGGAAAACAAUAAUCUACCAAGUCCGGCCACAGGUAUGGGCCCAAGUCCAUGGGAUGUAUUAAGAGUUUCCGGUUGUAAUAUUUAUGGUACAUUUUACAAAGUUGAUCAACCAAUCGACAAAUUAAGCUCAUCGUGUAAAAAAUGUUUCUGCUCAUCAUUUGGAGUUCAAUGUAACAAAGUUUGCUAAACAACAAUGAACAUACACAAUUAAGACAACCACAAGAGAGAAAAAGAGAGAGAGUUCAUUGUAUUUCAAUUGAUUGUGAAAAUUUAACUUCCCUGUCAUUAGAAAUUCAGGCAAAAGAGAGAGAGAAAAAAAAACAAGAAAGGAUAAUUCUGGUUGAUUUAAUUCCCUUUACCCUUUUUGUCUUCAGCGAGAAAAAAAGAAUGAUUUUCUUUUACAUCUCAAUUAAUGUAAAUAUUCAUUUAAUCUUAAAUUAUGGUUCCAUAGUAGGGAUACAAAUAAUUAAUUUACAUUUUUAAAUUCA
Panonychus citri (citrus red mite) is the source of this 5066-nucleotide messenger RNA. RefSeq lists its product as uncharacterized. NCBI's taxonomy places the organism in Eukaryota, Metazoa, Arthropoda, Arachnida, Trombidiformes, Tetranychidae. The record is from RefSeq and is a predicted model, not a curated record. Gene Ontology annotation, molecular function: protein binding.